CACUCACUCGACACGCGGUUCGCCACGGCCAUUCCACGGCGGAUCCCCCACCCAACUUCUGCUGCGCGCAGCGCCGCGGCCCCCCUUUCCUAGCCCCGAUUCCACCGGCCGAGCCUUCCUCCACCACCAGCCGCGGCAUACCCGCGGACCCGCCUCGCGCUCGCGCGUGAACCCCCCCGAACUCCGCCAAAUUCCCCCAAACCCGGGCCGCAAGUCCUCGCCAAAUCGCCCCCAAAUCAACCGGAGCCGAGGCCGACACAAAGCCGCGCAAGCGCAACCCGCGGCGAUGGAGCUGGCGUCGACGGACCUCGCAGCGCUGGGCGCGGCGGACCUGGUGCGCGUCUCGGCGUCGAUCCCGCGCGCGGCUCCGCGCACCUUCGCGCUGCUCACCGCCUGCCUCGUCUUCCCGCUCUCCUUCGCCGUGCUGGCGCACUCCCUCUUCACCCACCCCAUCCUGCGCCGCAUCCAGGGCGCCACCCACAACGAGCUCGCGCAGUGGCUCAGGCUCUUCGCCUACCAGUUCCUCUACCUCAUCGUCCUCUUCACCUUCUCCCUCCUCUCCACCGCCGCCGCCGUCUUCACCGUCGCCUCGCUCUACGCCGCCAAGCCGGCCUCCAUCUCCGCCUCGCUCACCGCGCUGCCCCCCAUCCUGCCCCGCCUCCUCCGCACUUUCCUCUGGGUCUCCCUCCUCAUGCUUGCCUACCACCUCGUCUUCGCGCUCACCGUCCUCCUGCUCCUCAUCGUCUUCAUCCCCAACGCGUCCGAGUCCGCCGCGCCGCCCUCCCUCUCCUUCGUCCUCUUCCUCAUCGUCGUCGUCUUCGUCUUCCUCGGGAUCCACGUCUACAUCUCCGCGCUGUGGCACCUCGCCAGCGUCAUCUCCGUGCUCGAGCCGCUCUGCGGGCUCGCCGCCAUGGCCAAGAGCAAGCAGCUGCUCCAGGGCCGCACCGGCACUGCGGCCACGCUCGUCGUCUCCUACUUCGCGGUCUGCGGCGUCACCUCGUUGCUAUUCCGUGCUGCUGUCGUUAAGGGGCGCGCCGAGGAGGGGAGCUUUGGCCUGGCCUUGCCCGGUCGCCUGCUUGUCGGCGCCGUGCUGGUGUGCGUUCUUGUCUGUGUCAAUUUGCUGGGACUGCUCGUGCAGAGCGUCUUCUACUACGCCUGCAAGGCCUUCCACAACCAGCAGAUUGACCGGACUGCAUUGUAUGAGCACCUUGGAGGGUAUCUUGGGGAGUACGUGCCACUCAAGAGCAAUAUCCAGAUGGAGAACCUUUGAGAUUGGAGCAUAGGGCAAGGGUAAGCUGCUCACCUCAUUGCUUCAUACUAGCUGUUUCCUGUGGAUCUUUCUCAAAACAUGAGUAUGGUUUACAAGGAGCUAUCUGGUCUUGUUAUUUCUAGUACCCUGUAGUAGUUUAUAAUCUGUAUAAGUUAAAAUGCGCAGUAUGGAACCAAUCUAUAUGGAAUGGAACAGAGAUGCAUGAACAAGGUUGCCUUUAGUCUCACAAACUGUGUUCUUGUUUAUCGUUGCUUUCC
Messenger RNA from Sorghum bicolor (sorghum), 1527 nucleotides. RefSeq lists its product as uncharacterized. The record is from RefSeq and is a predicted model, not a curated record. Lineage: Eukaryota; Viridiplantae; Streptophyta; Magnoliopsida; Poales; Poaceae. Bases 287 to 1270 code for a protein of 327 amino acids. The transcript has a single exon.